Molecule: messenger RNA, 1796 nt
Organism: Saccostrea echinata
Lineage: Eukaryota; Metazoa; Mollusca; Bivalvia; Ostreida; Ostreidae
Product: ankyrin repeat family A protein 2-like
Exons: 7
Coding region: 66-863 (265 amino acids)
Cellular component (GO): cytoplasm; nucleus
Molecular function (GO): protein binding
Source: RefSeq, a predicted model, not a curated record
AUUCAUAGACGUAAAAGAGAUCUCUUUUAUAUCUCGAUGUAUAAUUGUAUUACUAUAAUAUAAUAAUGGAACGAGUUCAGGAGACUAAGCCGGUAAAAUCAAAAGACGACUGUCAGAUGGCGUCUCCAGAAAGACAAAGGCGAGGUGCCAGCUCUGGAAAGCGUCAACCAGUACCCCCAGCCCUUAGACUAAUGUCUCCAUUUGAUAGUGACCAGGAGCUGAAUGACUUAGAGGUCGCCAGUGUUUUAGAAGGAAAACAACAAGGAAAUGACUGUUUAUCACCAACAAAGUCAAAGAGACAUGAAACACCUUUCAGGCCUACGACUGUUAUGACAAACUUACAAAGAGGAAAUGUACAGACAACAACUCCUCUGUUUAAGAAUAUUUCUCUUCACCAAAUGGCAGCUCAAGGAGAGCUCACUCACCUUCAUCAGGAAAUUAAUGAGGGUUGUGAUGUAAAUAAAGUAGAUGCUAAUGACAUGACAGCACUGCUCUGGGCAUGUGCAAAUGGUCAGCAGCCUGCUGUUGAGUUUCUGAUAAAAUCUGGUGCUGACAUUAAUGUCUCUGGCAGCCAUGGUGAAAAUGCUCUUCUGCUCGCAAGUUGCAAUGGUUAUCUUGGUAUUGUUGAAAUUUUUCUUAAACUUGGCAUGGAUGUCAAUGUUACUGAUGAGACAGGGAAUACAGCUCUUAUGUAUGCAGCUUACAGAGGCCAUGACAGUGUUGUAAAGCUGUUGCUGGAGUAUGGAGCAGACAUAAUGGCUCAGAAUGAGGAUAACAUGAAUGUUAUGGACAUGGUCGUGGGUCAAGGAAACAAACUCAUACAACAAGUUAUUGAGCGGCAUAUGCUGUCAUUGUUUGAAUGAGACCAUGUUAACAAUGGAGUGAAAUAGAUCGAGUUUGGACCAAUCUGUGAAUGUCCAAUAUUUAUCUUAAAACCAAGAGUUUUGGACAUGUCACAUGCAGUAAAGAAGCAGGAGCUCACACGGGAGCAGGUGCUCUCCAGAAAAGAGAUCAGAUACAUGUUCUUCAGUCUGGACAAGAAAUUAGAUACAGUCAAACCUCGUUAUCUUGAAUUCAAUGGGACUGAGAAAAAACUUCCGAGAUAUCUGAGGAUUCAAGAUAUCAGGGGUAAAAUACUUAAAGAAUAAUAGGUUGGGACUUCUAAAUCACUUCGACAUAUUCAUGGUAUUCGAGAUAUCAGUGUUCGAGAUACCAAAGUUCAACUUACUUCAGUAGUAAAUCUGGAGUAAAUUACAAGUUGAUAUCCUCAAAAUUAAGACAGCCCUCCUUCACCAUACUACUUCAUGAGUCAAUCAGAUGAGUAAAUGCAGUUUGCUUCUUAUAAUUUGCAUUAUUUUGUAGAAAUAAAAAGAAACUCAUUUUGAUAAUAUUAUUCCCAUCAGAUGAUAUGCUCACAGAGUCAUAUGUCACAACUCAAAACAUACCUAGCAGUUCAUUAAUACAAAAAAAAUGUUAUAUGGAAUAAUUUAUGAAGCCUGAAUUUUUUUUUUAUUUUGGUAUUACAUGUACGUUUGUAGCUUACCGGGAUCAUAUAUGUUUUAAAAAAAAUUUGGUUGAAAUUGAUCAGUGAUUCUGAAAGUAGUUAAAGUUAACAUCAAAACACAUAUUUAUAUAUCAAACUUCGAUCAGAAAAAAAAUCUUUUCAAUUUUCGUUGUACACUGACUGUUGAUGAUUUAUUUUUAAUGUUAAGCAAAAUUUUAUAGCUUUAUCUGUUUAGUUCUGCCAAGGUGAGACAAGGUAUAAAAAAAAAUACCAGUAUUCUCCAAAACGAAGC